AUGGCUUCCAACGAACUCAACGCCGCCUCCCUGUUCAACGUCGACGGUCUUGUCGCGGUCGUGACAGGAGGAGCUACAGGCAUUGGCCUUAUGCUGGUGAAAGCUCUGCUCCAAAACGGCACUGCGAAGGUGUACAUCGCCGGUAGAAGAAAAGAGAAGUUGGAUGAGGUAGCAAACUCUCUGGGUGAGAGAGUCGUUGGAGUUCAAUGCGACGUCACCUCCAAAUCCGAUCUUCAGCGCAUUGCAACCCAGAUAGAAAAAGAAACUGGGUACAUCAACCUCUUGGUAUGCAACUCUGGUAUUGGAGGGCCCCAGGUCAUCCCUCUUACUCCCGAAACCAGUUUGGAGGACUGGGCUAAGUCUAACUUCGACACUGACUUUGAUGCCUACGUGAACACCUUUGCUAUCAACACAGCGUCCGUGUGGUACACCAGUAUGGCGUUCCUGGGGCUGUUGAAGAAGGGCAACGAGAAGGGUAAUGUUGAGCAAACCUCGCAAAUCAUCGUUACCAGCUCGAUCGCUGCGUUUAACAAGAAAGCUCCCGGUGGCUGGGCUUACGGCCAGUCCAAGGCGGCAGCAGUUUCAGCAGCUAAGCAACUUGCAGUGGCUCUUCCUCAAUGGAACAUUAGGGCCAACUGCAUUGCUCCAGGUCUAUUCCCUAGCGAAAUGUCUGAGCCAAUUGUCAAGCUGUACACUGACGACUCGGGGCAACCUGGCGCAAUCCCGACAUCGAUGGUACCGCUUCGCAGAAUGGGAGAUGAAAAGGACAUGUCAGGGAGUUUUCUCUAUCUCGCCUCUCGAGCGGGUGGAUACUGUAAUGGUACGGUCAUAGUGGUUGACGGAGGUCGACUGAACAACUUUCCUACUACAAACUAG
This is a messenger RNA of Fusarium sp. VM40, 876 nucleotides long. Lineage: Eukaryota; Fungi; Ascomycota; Sordariomycetes; Hypocreales; Nectriaceae. The record is from the annotation of a GenBank genome assembly.